AUGCUACGAGACAAGAAAACGAAAGAAAGGAAAAUAAGUGCAUCUUACCUACAUGUGGGACAUGGAAACACGUUCCUCGGCAGAGCGGCAAUCAAAGGCCAAGCAGUUGCUGUGGGUGCCAUUACUCUUGGCAAAAACGAGCAGAUUUCUUUUGUUCUGUUUUCACAGAUUGAUAGAACACAACCAUUUUCAGGGAAACCAGCAGUAGGAGGAGAGCAACAGGCACCAGGGAAAGCAGCAGGAGAAGGAGAGCAACAGGUACCAGAGAAACCAGUAGAAGGAGGAGAGCAACAGACAUCAGGGAAACCAGCAAAAGGAGGAGAACAACAGGUACCAGGGAAACCAGCAGUUGGAGGAGAGCAACAGACACCAGGAAAACUAGCAAAAGGAGGAGAGCAACAGGCACUAGGGAAACCAGCAGAGGGAAGAGGGCAAAAGACACCAGAGAAACCAGCAGAAAGAGGAGAACAACAGGCACCAGGGAAACUAGCAAAAGGAGGAGAGCAACAGGCACUAGGGAAACCAGCAGAGGGAGGAGGGCAAAAGACACCAGAGAAACCAGCAGAAGGAGGAGAACAACAGGCACCAGGGAAACUAGCAAAAGGAGGAGAGCAACAGGCACUAGGGAAACCAGCAGAGGGAGGAGGGCAAAAGACACCAGAGAAACCAGCAGAAGGAGGAGAACAACAGACAUCAGGGAAACCAGCAAAAGGAGGAGAACAACAGGUACCAGGGAAACCAGCAGUUGGAGGAGAGGAACAGACACCAGGAAAACUAGCAAAAGGAGGAGAGCAACAGGCACUAGGGAAACCAGCAGAGGGAGGAGGGCAACAGACACCAGAGAAACCAGCAGAAAGAGGAGAGCAACGGGCACCAGGGAAACCAGCAGAGGGAGGAGGGCAACAGACACCAGAGAAACCAGCAGAAAGAGGAGAGCAACGGGCACUAGGGAAACCAGCAGAGGGAGGAGGGCAACAGACACCAGAGAAACCAGCAGAAAGAGGAGAGCAACGGGCACUAGGGAAACCAGCAGAGGGAGGAGGGCAACAGACACCAGAGAAACCAGCAGAAAGAGGAGAGCAACGGGCACUAGGGAAACAAGCAGAAGGAGGAGAACAACAGGCACCAGGGAAACUAGCAGUAAGAGGAGAGCAACAAGCAUCAAGGGAGCCAGUAUUAAAAGGAGAACAACAGAAGAAUUGUUCUAAACAAGGUAAAAGAAAAAUGCCACUUUAUCAGUAUGCAGUUGAAAUUGAAAAUGGCAGAACCGCUUCAGAAAAUGGAAUGGCGAUCGAAGGACAGCAAGUCCAACCACAGUAG
Pocillopora verrucosa is the source of this 1320-nucleotide messenger RNA. The record is from RefSeq and is a predicted model, not a curated record. NCBI's taxonomy places the organism in Eukaryota, Metazoa, Cnidaria, Anthozoa, Scleractinia, Pocilloporidae.